Naegleria fowleri is the source of this 369-nucleotide messenger RNA. RefSeq lists its product as uncharacterized. The coding region runs from base 1 to 369 and encodes 122 amino acids. The record is from RefSeq and is a predicted model, not a curated record. The transcript has a single exon. NCBI's taxonomy places the organism in Eukaryota, Heterolobosea, Eutetramitea, Acrasida, Naegleriidae.
AUGCUCAAAACAACAACAACCGACAACAAGCUUAAUGAUGUACUGGAUCGAUUGCUUGUAGGAACUUCUGUGAUACUUAUGGGCGGAUUUGUAUGCCUGCUUGUAUCACUAAUUUCAUCUUCGGAACCAGUUCUUUCUAUAUUUAUUCAAUCCUUGAUGAGCAGUUUGAUGACUCAUUUGAAAUACUAUGUGGCCAUUAAUAUUCCGUAUUUAAUUUUUGAAAUUUUGAGCAAUUUAUGUAUUUCGGGAUGGUUCAAAAAGACUGAAAAGUUUUUCUUGCACUUGAAUCCUUUGAUUUUAUAUUCAUUUGUGAUUUCAUUUAUUUGCUCGAUUGGAGUUAUUCCUAUGAGAAUGCUCUUGAAAUUUUAA